Molecule: messenger RNA, 894 nt
Organism: Thlaspi arvense
Lineage: Eukaryota; Viridiplantae; Streptophyta; Magnoliopsida; Brassicales; Brassicaceae
Source: the annotation of a GenBank genome assembly
AAUCAUUCGAAGAAAACUAUAGAUAGCAAGAUGGUGGGAUCAACAUCUUUACCCCCUGGUUUCAGAUUCCAUCCAACAGAUGAAGAACUUUUGGGUUAUUACCUGCACAGAAGAAAUGAAAGGCUUGAGAUCGAGCUCGAAAUCAUUCCAUUAAUGGAUUUAUACAAGUUUGAUCCUUGGGAACUUCCAGAGAAAUCUUUCUUGCCAAAUCGAGAUAUGGAAUGGUUUUUCUUCUGUCACAGAGACAAAAAAUACCAGAACGGGUCUCGAAUAAACAGAGCAACUAAAUCUGGUUACUGGAAAGCCACCGGUAAAGAUCGAAAAAUCAUUUGUGAUCAGUCUUCCUCUUCUUCAUCAUUAUCUUCAUCAGUCAUUGGGUGUCGAAAAACCCUAGUUUUUUAUAUGGGUCGAGCCCCUUUUGGUUGUAGAACCAAGUGGGUAAUGCAUGAGUAUCGUCUCUGCGACACUGAUAAUUCAAAAGGGUCACUAAAUUUUAAGGGAGAUUUCGCGUUGUGCCGUGUGAAUAAGAGGGAAGAUCUUACGCUUAAGAAAUGUGAAACCACACCAGAGGUUUCAGAUGAGCCAUUGAGCAACAAUGUUGAGAUUUCUUGUCAAGCAAGUGGUGGUGACCUAGGAGAGGGUUCUUGUGACGCAAGUAACACACUAUGGGCUUCUCCUGAUUUCAUCGUUGAGUCAUCAUCGUUUAAGGGAAAUAUACAAUCACAAACCGAAGAAGCUUCCGGUUUGCAAGUAUUUGCACUACCCGAAUUUGAAUAUCCACCAGAGUUCUUCGCCGAUUUGAAUUUCGAUUGGGAAAUGGAAAAUCCAAUCAUGUUCGAUAAUUAUCAAGAAUCACAUAUGAACAAUGAAGUCAUGAACUAUCAUGUUCUUUAG